Messenger RNA from Xenia sp. Carnegie-2017, 451 nucleotides. RefSeq names its product putative ammonium transporter 1. The transcript has 2 exons. Gene Ontology annotation, biological process: ammonium transmembrane transport. Gene Ontology annotation, cellular component: membrane. The record is from RefSeq and is a predicted model, not a curated record. Lineage: Eukaryota; Metazoa; Cnidaria; Anthozoa; Malacalcyonacea; Xeniidae. Bases 23 to 355 code for a protein of 110 amino acids. Gene Ontology annotation, molecular function: ammonium channel activity.
CGGAUGUGGUUUAUGGGGAGUAAUGGCUGUGACGCUUUUUAACACAGACAAGGGCGUUCUUUAUAAGUGGAGCGAUCAAUCAUUUAAUCAGUUUGGUUGGAACCUUCUCGGGGCAUUUGUCAUUACAAUUUGGUCAGCAUUUUGGGGAUUUCUGAUUUUUGGAUUGUUACGCAUUUCUGGAUUAUUACGCGUCCCCCGUCAUAUUGAGCUGAAAGGACUGGACGUGCCCAAACAUGGCGAACCGGCAUAUCCAAUCGAAAGCUAUGGUGAUGGGUGGUCUCAAACGGCAGCUGUGAAUGCUAAUAUCCACGACGCUAUCCAGCAAGAAAUCCCACCUGGUGCACUGCAAAGUUAAUUUCGCACAUUUAAUUUAUUGACUUCCCCUAAUUUUGUUCUCUAAAACACAGCAUAUUUCUCAUAUAUCUUUAUCACACCUCUAAAAAAGAAAUUU